Molecule: messenger RNA, 1322 nt
Organism: Gymnogyps californianus (California condor)
Lineage: Eukaryota; Metazoa; Chordata; Aves; Accipitriformes; Cathartidae
Gene: ARTN
Product: artemin
Exons: 3
Coding region: 1-804 (267 amino acids)
Molecular function (GO): receptor tyrosine kinase binding; growth factor activity; glial cell-derived neurotrophic factor receptor binding
Source: RefSeq, a predicted model, not a curated record
AUGUGUGGCAGGGGCAGGGGAGAGGUGUGCCAGCUCCCAGCUGGCCAGCUUGAUGCCCACCCCGUCCCCUCUGCGUGGGCGCUGACCCUCACCUCUGCACUUGCAGGCAGCAUGGAGCAGCGAGGAGGGCCACCAGAGCCGAGACCUGCAGGACCCACCACGCACCCACAGCCCAAGGAGGGGACACUGUGGGGUCUCCUCGCCAUCCUCUCGCUGCUGGCCGGGCUGGCAGCGGGCACCCUGCGAACGCCACACUGCAACGAGACGCUGGAUGCGGCCCCCACGCCGCGGGGCACGGCCACCGUCAGCCCGGCUGUGGAGGAUGGCGUGGAGGUACCGCUCGCUGCUGCCUGGAGCCACCUGUACGGGGACAACGCGACAAUGGGUGGCCCGGGUGCUGCGGAGCUGGCGGAGGACCUGCUGCUGCGUGCCGAGCGCUCACCGCCGGGCACCGGCAAAGCCAAGAAGGGGGCACGGAAACCCUUGCGGGGGGCCCGUGGGCGCAACUGCCACAUCCGCAACCUGAUGGUGAAGGUGCGCGACCUGGGCCUGGGCUUCAACUCUGACGAGAUCGUGCUCUUCAAGUACUGCAGCGGGUCCUGCCACCGGGCGCGCAGCAACUACGACCUGACACUGGGCAGCCUGCUGCGGCAGCAGCUCAUUGCCCCAGGGCCACAGGAACGGGUCCUCAGCCACCCCUGCUGCCGGCCCACCCGCUACGAGGCCGUCUCCUUCAUGGACGUGCAGAACACGUGGCAGACGGUGGAGAAGCUCUCGGCGGCUGAGUGCAGCUGCAUCGGCUGAGGAGGGGGCCGCCGGCUCGGCCCUGGCUCGACGCACGCCAGCAGGCCCCAGCUCGCUGGCAGACCCUGGCUUGCCACGCACAGUGGCACCGGCACUCAGAGGGAGGGUCUGGCAGAGGCCGGUGCCCCUGGUUUUACGUGGCCACAAGGGACCAAGGCAAGAUGGAGCCGUGACGGGGGGUGGGCAGCUGAGCCCCCUCCCGCUCAGUGCCAAGCAGCUGGUGCUGCUGGCGACAUCGGGUCCUGCCUCGGUGCACCCCGGCUCGGCCCUGGGAGAGGAGCUGGAGGGGGUACGGAGCAUCCCCACUGCUCACAGGGGUCUGCCACCCCGGUGUCCACCAGCAGCGCCCAGCUUGCCUGCGCCCUGCCUGGACUGGUGCUUCCACAUCCCUGCUUUAGGGGAGCCAGGGCCAAGCGUUGCCCAAGCUUCAGAGGGGGACAGAAAGGGAGCAAAACCUCCCUGUCCCCUUGGGCACCCUGGGGCUGGCAGUGGCCGGAGCUGCCCUACAGGGAGGGGGU